AUGAAUUCAGCAAUUGAUGAAUAAAAAAUGAAAUAAACAACAUCUAAGUUCUCAUUUAAACCUACUGUCUUACCCUAAAUGAUGUCUACUUGUAAAUUAAGUAGGUUUCCAAUGGAUGGAAAAUUAGGUGAAUCAUUUCAAGAAUCAAAUAAAAGAUAUAACAGAUGGUAUUUCAGAAUUCAAACCCAAACAGAGAAACAAGAUAAGGUUGAAAAAGAUAAAGGAAUUGAAGUACAUUUAUUUUUUAUUAAUAUAAUAAGGAUGUUUAUAUUUAGAUGCAAAAUAAUCAAGAAGAAAUUUGUGAAGAUAUGAAAUAAAAAGACUUGGUUGGGCCAGAUUCCAUUAAGAAUUAUUACUAAACCUAUAAAAAAAUAAAUAGAAUCAAAGAGUAGAAUAAUCUCUUUACAAUUUAAAGUAAGAUAAGAUCCAGAUUAAUUUAGACUCUGUCCAAACUAAUCUCAUAAUAAAAUCAGAACAAUUAAGACUAUUACCUUGUAAGAUGGGAUUAAUAAAACAAAAAGGAGAAUCAAAAGUACUGAGUAUAUAAAAUCAUAAAUAUGGUGAUAAAUAUGUUGAAGUACUAUCAGAAGGUUUAAGAACUCUCCCUGUAAUUUAGGAUUUCAAUUUCAAUUCAAACAGAAUUAAAGAAAACGGUGCUUCAUUGAUAUUACCUUUAAUUUCAAAAUAAGCGAGAUCUAUAGAAAUGGUAUCGAAUAUAAUUGGAAAAAAAGGAUUAGAACCAGUAUUAAAUGUGCUUCCAUCAUAGAAUUGCAAGUAUUUAUAUCUUCAUGAAUUUUAAGAAUCUAAAUCUUAAAUUUAGAAGAUAAUUAGUUGGGUGAUAUUUUAGCUUAAGAACUCUUUAAAGCUAUAUAAAAAAAUAAUACUGUUAAAUUACUUAAUUUAUCUAAAAAUCAAAUUAAUAAUGUUUCACAUACUUUUAUUAAAUAAAUGAUUGAAACAAAUGACUCUUUGGAAGAGUUGUAUCUUCAUUGGAAUUUAAUUAAAGGAAGUGGAGGUGCUGAAAUUUUUAAAGCAUUGAUUCCUAAUAAAAACAUAAAAGUUUUAGAUUUGUCAUAUAAUUUAUUAGGAUGUGGUGGUUCAAAUUUAACACCUAUUCUAAAAUAAUUUUUUGAAGAAAAUAAAGAAAUGCUUCAUUUAGAUUUAUCAGCAAAUUAAUUUAGUUUAGCAGAUAGUCAAUCAAUAUCAGAAUCUUUAAAGGAAAAUCACACAAUUUAUGGUUUUCAUUUUUCUGGCAAUUUUGGAUAUGUAGAUUCAAAAGGAUUCUUAAUAAUUAAAGAUGAUAUGAGAAAUUUCAAUUAAAUUCAUACAGAUUAUAGAAUUAGAGGAUGUGAAACUCAUAGUAAACCAUAUUCAAAAGGUCCAAGAUCAGAAAAAUUAAUGGAUAUAUGUUGGAUUUGUGAUGGUUGGUAGGGUUAGAAAUUUGAAUGGAUUCCAAGUAAUAUUAAUCUUUUAAUAACAAUUAGAUAAAAGUGGAAAUGCAUCAGAAGAACCAAUAUUUAUUCAUUUUGAUUUUGAAGGAUAUGAAGCUAUAUUUUUAGGGAAACCAAAUGAGAAUGGUAUUUAUUCAACAAAUAGAAUGGUACCAACAGGAGAAUUAGAUUAUUUUUAUACUGGAUGUUAGUUAUAAGUGGCAAGUCUAACUGAACCAUUAAAAGUUCAUAAUGAAAAAUUUAGAGUAAGGACUAAAAUAGCUGAUUAAAUAAUAGAUGUAUUAUUGGAUGAAACAAAUCAUUAAAUCAUAAAUAAAGGUAAACCAGUUAUAUAAGAUUGGGAACAAAAUUAUGAUAUAAAACCAAGGACUUGUGAUCCAAUAUAUAUUCCAGCUAAAUUGAAAAAAUAAAAACGUGUAUGGUCAUUUCCUAUAUCAAUUUGGGCACCUAAAUAUAAAUUUGAUACAGAGGAGUUAUUACGUAAAUGUUUUGAGAGAGAUUGGAAUUGUUCUAAGAUAACAAAAUUUGUUAAGAAAACUGAAGAAUAGGAAUAAAUCAAAGAAAUGUUAUGGCAAUCCUAUAAACCAAUAAGAGAGACUUAUAGAUAUUAUUCAGCUAUAAAUCCAAGUGGUGAUGUAUUUUCUAUGUCUUAAAAUCCAACUUCUGAAUUUGUGAAUUAAUGUUAAUUAAUAGAUGGAAAAUAAAUGAAAUUGGCUGAUGUUGAUUUAAAAUUUAUAGCUACUUGUAGUGCAUCAUAAUCUGAUUGGAAAGGUAACUUUAGAAAUCCUGAGAGAUAUUUAGUUAGAUAUUAGAUGAUGGAAUUUUUGGUAAGAUUAUCAGAAGAUAAAUACAUAAGAAAUUAACCUGGUUCUCCAUCAUUUGUUUAAGCAACACGUAUGAUAUUAGAUUAGUGUUUACCUCAUAUGUCUUAAUUUGAUUCUCAUAAAUGGAGAAUGGAAAGAUAUUUUAUAGAAUAAUGUGAUGAUGUAUGUAAAAAAUACAAAUAAGUAAUUGAUUAUGUUUAUAUGCAUAAUUCAUAAAAAAAAGUAAAACCAGGAUAAGCUCCAUUUAUGUGUCUAGAUGAAUUAAAGGAUGUAUGUAAUAAGGCAAAUCUAUUUGAUGAGAAUUUUGUUGAAAGAGAUGUUAAUUUAGCAUUUUGUUUAUCUAUGUUGACUUAAGUUGAUGAAUUAGAAAGUGAUAGAUUAUUUUAAAUGUAAUGGAUAGAAUUUAUGGAAGCAUUGGCAAGAAUAGCUGAUAAAUACUCUCCAAUAGGAAUUGGAAAGUAAAAUGAAGUAUAUAUUUAAUAUAUUUGAAAUAGAAAGAAUGGACUUAUGAAUAAAGGUUUGCAUAACCUCUGUACUAUAAAUUAGAAGCUUUUAUGAUUCAUUUGAUUCAUACUUCAGUUGAUGAAGAAACUAAAAAGAAUUGGAAGAUACCAAUAGUUUCGAUGUUCGAUUUAAUUGAGGAAGAUGAUUAAUGA
This is a messenger RNA of Paramecium pentaurelia, 2931 nucleotides long. The record is from the annotation of a GenBank genome assembly. Lineage: Eukaryota; Ciliophora; Oligohymenophorea; Peniculida; Parameciidae.